CGGUGGUAUCGUCCACUCCCCCGGAAACGUCGGCGACAGCUAAAACCCCAGCAAAGCCGAGAAGAGUGGAACAGAUUUGUUAACCAACUACCAACUGUUAAAAGAACAAUCCGGGCCGUUUGGCAGACAGCGUUACAAUAUCAGAAACACUGGACAAGCUUAAUCUCUUAGAUUUGAAUGGACAAGGCAGCCAGAAGUACACAGCCCAGCUAGUGAAGCCCAUUAAAGGUUCAGUGAUGCCUGUGAAGAAGAAGAGGAAGCUCCCUGAUGCGGAUGAUAAUGAGCGCAGGUGUAAAAUAACAAGUUUUACGCGACCUCAGAUCCGUGGCGCCAGGCCGAUCGCUGAGAAGCUGUUCUCCAAUAAGAAGUGCCUGGCCUGGUUCCACGAGUACGCCGGCCCCGACAAGGUGGUCGGUCCGGAGGCCAUGGAGAAGUUCUGUGAAGACAUUGGUGUGGAACCAGAGAAUAUUAUCAUGUUAGUUUUAGCCUGGCAUCUAGAAGCAGCAAGUAUGGGGUUCUUCACAAAAGACGAGUGGCUCAGGGGAAUGACAUUAUUACAGUGUGACUGCACAGAGAGGCUACAGAGCAAACUGGAUUACCUGCGUGGUGAGCUCAACGACUCUGUAGUCUUCAAAAACAUCUACAGAUACGCCUUUGACUUCGCCAGAGAUAAGGACCAGAGGAGUUUGGACAUGGACACGGCUAAAUCCAUGCUGGCCUUGCUGCUGGGGAGAACAUGGCCUCUCUUCCCAGUCUUCCACCAGUUCCUGGAGCAGUCCAAGUACAAGGGGAUGAAUAAGGACCAGUGGUAUAAUGUUCUGGAGUUCAGCAGGACCAUCAACACAGACCUCAGUAACUACGAUGAAGACGGAGCUUGGCCAGUGCUGCUAGACGAGUUUGUGGAAUGGCAGAAAGCUUGGUCAGCAUCGUAGCAGACAACGUCACAGCACCAAACAGGAAAAAAAAGGGAGAGAAAA
Siniperca chuatsi (mandarin fish) is the source of this 977-nucleotide messenger RNA. It is a transcript of the gene dcun1d5, whose product is annotated as DCN1, defective in cullin neddylation 1, domain containing 5 (S. cerevisiae). Gene Ontology annotation, molecular function: ubiquitin conjugating enzyme binding; cullin family protein binding; ubiquitin-like protein binding. The record is from RefSeq and is a predicted model, not a curated record. Gene Ontology annotation, cellular component: ubiquitin ligase complex. Lineage: Eukaryota; Metazoa; Chordata; Actinopteri; Centrarchiformes; Sinipercidae. Gene Ontology annotation, biological process: protein neddylation; positive regulation of ubiquitin-protein transferase activity. The transcript has 10 exons. Bases 237 to 932 code for a protein of 231 amino acids.